AUGGCGGGUGUGCUGCUGACUGCCCUUCUGGCUCUGGUCUCUGUGCCCAGGGCCCAGGCAUUGUGGCUGGGGAGGCUGGACCCUCAGCAGCUUCUGGGGUCCUGGUACGUGGUCGCCGUGGCCUCGGGGGAAAGGGACUUUGCGGUGGAGAAGGCCACGAAGAACAUUGAGGGGGUCGUGGUGACCCUCACUCCUGAAAACAACCUGAAGAUGCUGGCCUCCCGGCACAGGCUGGAGAGGUGCCACCUGCACACCGUGGAACUGCUGAAGCAAAAUUCCAGAUGGGUGUUCGGGAACCCCUCCCUGGGCGUGCUGGAGUACCGGGUUCUGGGCACCAACUUCAGAGACUAUGCCGUGGUGUUCACACAGCUGGAGCUGGCGGACGAGGCCUUUGGCACCGUGGAGCUGUACAGCCGGACAGAGCUGGCCAGCCAGGAGGCCAUGAGCCUCUUCACCAAGUGGAGCAAAGGCUUGGGCUUCUUGUCUCAGCAGCAGGCCACGCUACAGAGGGACCGUGAGUGUCGCCUCAUGCUGGGGGAUGGAGCGUGGGGCCACUCGCCAGGUUCUGCUGGACCUGGGGACCCUCCGGGCCUCAGGGAGCCAGGCGGGGGUCUUCAAGGAGUCACCUCCUCCCUGCCCAAAGUCGGGCUCGCGGGGCCGGUCCCCGUCUCAGGUGGGGCUCCGGGUGGUCAGUGGCUGCUCGCUGUCCUGGGCGCCCGGCUGGGCAGGGAGAUGCCCAGUACUCACAGCCAUCUCGCUUCCCCUGCAGUCACCUGUGCACUCAAGGCCUUCCAGGUGAGCUGCCCUCCCGAGCACCCCCGGCUCCUGGGUCGGGGAGGGGCCUGGGUCUCUGGGGGCCCCUUCUUUCCAGCGGCCCUGCUGCCAUGCAGGCUGGGGGCUGGGGCAGCUGAUGGCUUUCAGGGUCCCCUGUGCUCUUCUUGGUUUUCAGUGAAUGCCGUGGUCCCUGGGGACGGCCGGUAG
Messenger RNA from Vicugna pacos (alpaca), 981 nucleotides. NCBI's taxonomy places the organism in Eukaryota, Metazoa, Chordata, Mammalia, Artiodactyla, Camelidae. The record is from RefSeq and is a predicted model, not a curated record.